Messenger RNA from Nicotiana tabacum (common tobacco), 1097 nucleotides. The record is from RefSeq and is a predicted model, not a curated record. Lineage: Eukaryota; Viridiplantae; Streptophyta; Magnoliopsida; Solanales; Solanaceae.
UAACCCAUCAACUACCCGACCCUACCACGUCUUGUUCCGUGUUUGAUUUAAACAGUCAUAUAUAUACAUGUGCUGUUACCCAUAUAUUUCAUUCAACUUUACUUAGAAGAAAGAAAAAGAAGAAGAAGAAGAAGAAUCUUUAGUCUUUUCCUAAAAGAAGAGAAGUAUUUUACAAAUGGCAUCAUCGGAGAUGGUGGAUUCCGGUAGAUUCGCCGCCGCCGUCGGUCAGAAAUCACAUUUCUCUCAGACAUGUAAUUUGUUGAGCCAAUACUUGAAAGAGAAGAAAGGUUCCUUUGGAGAUCUCAGCCUUGGUAUUCACCGCGCUGGCACUACUACUAUGGAUUUGUUGCCAAUGAUUGAGAAAUCUGGUGAGUCAAACCCUCAGAAAUCAAUGUAUCUGUUUCCUCAAACUGAAGCAAAAUCUGAACCGGAGAAAGCGCAGAUGACGAUAUUCUACGGCGGUCAAGUUAUUGUGUUUAAUGAUUUUCCGGCAGAUAAAGCUAAGGAAAUCAUGCUUAUGGCUAGUUGUACCAAAGGAAACAACAACAGUACUACUCAGAUUCAAAAAACAGCUGAAUCUGCUUCAGAUUUGGUGCCUCAGCCUAUUAUUUCUGGAGAUUUACCAAUUGCGAGACGAGCUUCACUUACUCGGUUUUUGGAGAAAAGAAAAGAUAGGCUGACUGCAAAAGCACCUUACCAAUUAAGCAACCCAAAUAAACAGGUAGCAGUUUCUGAAAACAAGGCGUGGUUGGAAUUGGGUGCUCAAUUUCCAGUGAAAACUGAGCAAUUCUAGUACUACUUGCUUUUGGCUUUUAUUACUUGUUAUUAGGCUAAAUAUACUACUGCUGCUGCUGCUACUACUACUACUACUACUUAAUCCUUUAUUGAAAAAACUUAUUAGAUCUGACUACUCUGGAUUCAUUACUAGUAAUUGAUUUUUGUAUUGAAACCAGAGAGAUGGUUAUUCAGUGAUCUUUUGUAGGUAUUCAAUUCGUCUAAGGCUUAAGUUUUUACUUCCUAUUGUACUGCAAAUGGAAUGUUUAUCACAAAAGCAAUUUCUAUGUUUAUGUUGUAUUAUACCAUUUACUUUUUCUCUA